CUGGAGUAUCCAGUAAGGUAAGUUCAUCCAUAAUGCAGUCCGAAGAUGUGGUUCAGGUUAGCGAUAAGAGGUGCACCGCAGAUAUGAUUCUUGCCCGAGAUACCGUCUUAUCAGACAUAAUGGACUCCAAGCUAGCGGGCUCAAAUUCUCGCGAA
Molecule: messenger RNA, 155 nt
Organism: Acaulospora colombiana
Lineage: Eukaryota; Fungi; Glomeromycota; Glomeromycetes; Diversisporales; Acaulosporaceae
Source: the annotation of a GenBank genome assembly